This is a messenger RNA of Antechinus flavipes (yellow-footed antechinus), 5020 nucleotides long. It is a transcript of the gene ZNF280D, whose product is annotated as zinc finger protein 280D. Gene Ontology annotation, biological process: regulation of DNA-templated transcription. The transcript is spliced from 23 exons. The coding region runs from base 818 to 3718 and encodes 966 amino acids. The record is from RefSeq and is a predicted model, not a curated record. Gene Ontology annotation, molecular function: RNA polymerase II cis-regulatory region sequence-specific DNA binding; DNA-binding transcription factor activity, RNA polymerase II-specific. Lineage: Eukaryota; Metazoa; Chordata; Mammalia; Dasyuromorphia; Dasyuridae.
GCGGGUUCUCGAGCCCCCCGCCCUCCUCCCUCCUUCUCUCCCUUCCUCCCUCCCCGCAGCCUAGGCGCCUGCUCCGCUAUGGGAGCCGCUGUCGUCCCAGUUGCCGCGGUGUUUUCCUGCUCCUCCUUUUCCUCCUCCUCUUUCUCCUCCUCCUCCUCAGUGCCCCAGUAAGGCCACUCCCGCACCACACACGAAUAAAAAAGGACUGCUGCAAAAUUUUUGUUCCCAAGAAUCUUCUCUCUCAAAGGAAUACAAAGAACCUAUACAGGGCCAUCUCAAAGACUGGAAUGAUAAGUACAGACAUGCCAAGAAUUUGGUGGGAUAGUAAAUAUUUAUGUUUUUUGUGGGGGGGGGGGAGAGAGAGGUCUGGCACUGGGAUUUUGUUAAUGUGGGCAUCUCUCUGUAUAAAUGUUCCCUCCACCAUUGGUAAACUCUCCUUUAUUUCAGAGAAUUGCCUGGGGCACUGAGAGCUUAAAUGACCUAAACAUGACUGAACACUAAAGCCUGCAUAUUUUAAAACUUGAAUUCAGAUUUGACUUCUUUAUUCAUUGAUAGAUGGGUAACAACAAUGAUGUUCAUCUUUGAAAAGUGUCAUUUCCAUCCCUUUCCUCUGGUGGGAGUCAGGAGGCUAGGAGAAAACCAAGAUUUAUUGACUUGUUUGUCAUCGGACAGUGAGUUUCAUGGAGGUGAGAGUUAGACCUGAGGACUUCAGAAUUUCCAGUUCCAUGUUUUAAUUGGCAUGAAUCAAAUGACACAAAGUACAUACUGAUGUUUGUCAUUUGGUUGACAAUUUACAAAAAGUUAGCUCUGGAACUUGAUGGGUGACAAGCCUCUCUGCCCAAAAGAUAAUUUUAAAAUGGCUGAACUAUUUAUGGAGUGUGAAGAAGAAGAGCUGGAACCAUGGCAGAAGAAAGUAAAAGAAGUUGAGGAUGAUGAUGAUGAUGAUGAUGAUGAUGAUGAGCCAAUCUUUGUUGGGGAGAUUGCAAGUUCAAAACCAGCCAUUUCAAAUAUUUUGAAUAGAGUCAACCCCAGCUCAUCAUCAAGAGGAAUACAGAAUGGUGCCACCAAUAGAGGUGCUGUUAGUUCAUUCAAGCCAACCAGUCAACACUACAUGACUCCAACAUCAAAUACUGUGGCAGCUUCACCAGUUUUUCAGUCUAUAUCAAGAUCUACAGCUAGUUCUGUUGCUCAGCCGCUGUCUAAAUCUGGUUACAUAAUGAACUCAUCACAAGUUGUACCUAAUAAUUCUUCAGGGUUACUGUUUGACUUGAGACAAAACACAGGAAUACCUCAGUACCAGGGAGCAGCAGCACGCUCUUUAACAGGUCUGAAUGAAAGUACCUUUGUAACGAAACGUCUCUCUACUUCUGAAGUAAACAGUGUAACUUCAAAGAAACCCAAGUCCAAUGAAGAUAUUGCUGGAACCCAUCCCUCAUCUCCCUUCUCUUCAGUAAAGUCACCAUCACAGAAUACACCUUCAAAAGGUACAAUUACUUCUACUAAAAAUGGACCACCUUUCCCAAGAGCUUGUCCAAAGUGUAAUAUCCAUUUUAAUCUAUUGGAUCCUUUAAAAAAUCACAUGAAGUAUUGUUGUCCAGAAAGGAUAAAUAACUUCUUUUGGGGAUCUAAUAAAGCAGAAUUCUCAAGUGCUGCAAAUAAAAAUAAAAUUGCUGAUGCAGAUAAAGGAAAACUGAUCAUGUUAGUUAAUGACUUCUAUUAUGGGAAACAUGAAGGAGAUAACCUACAAGAACAGAAGACUCAUACAACCUUUAAAUGCUUCAGUUGCCUGAAAAUACUUAAAAAUAACAUUAGGUUUAUGAACCACAUGAAACACCAUUUGGAACUUGAGAAACAGAGCAGUGAAAGCUGGGAAAACCACACAACUUGUCAACAUUGCUAUCGUCAAUUUCCCACACCUUUCCAGCUGCAAUGUCACAUUGAAAGUACACAUACCCCUCAUGAGUUUUCUACUAUUUGUAAAAUCUGUGAGUUAUCAUUUGAAACAGAGCAAGUUCUUUUACAACAUAUGAAGGACAAUCAUAAACCUGGUGAAAUGCCAUAUUUUUGUCAGGUGUGUAAUUAUAGAUCAUCAUCAUUUUCUGAUGUAGAAACACAUUUUAGAACUUCUCAUGAAAAUACUAAGAACUUGCUUUGUCCAUUUUGCCUCAAAGUUAUUAAACUUGCAACACCAUACAUGCACCAUUAUAUGAAGCAUCAGAAAAAAGGAAUAUAUCGUUGUACGAAGUGCCGACUACAAUUUUUGACUUGCAAAGAGAAAAUGGAUCAUAAAACUCAACACCGAACAUUUAAAAAACCUAAACAAUUGGAAGGAUUGCCUCCUGGGACAAAAGUCACUAUUCGAGCUUCAGUUGGACCUCUUCAGGCAGGAGCAUCAACUGCACCUUCCAUUAGUGCAAGCACUUCUACUCUUCAGUUGUCUCCUCCAAGGACUAAAAAUACAACUGCAAAAAGUACCGCUGCAAAAAACACCACUGCAAAAAGUACCACUGCAAAAAACACUACAAAAACUACUGCAACAAAAUCCAAAUCCAAAUCUAAAACAUAUCAUGUGCAAAAGAAGCCAGGCCCUGGUGGCACAAAAAGAAAUAAAGUCAAUACAGCAUUACGGAAUUUAAGGUAUCGUCGGGGAGUUCACAAGUGCAUUGAGUGUUAUUCGGAAAUAAAAGAUUUUGCAAACCAUUUUCCUACAUAUGUCCACUGUAGUUUAUGCAGAUACAACACUAGCUGUAGUAAAGCCUAUGUAAAUCACAUGAUGAGCUUUCACAGCGCCCGUGCAAGUAAAAGAUUUUGCAUUUUUAAGAAGCAUUCAGACGACUUGAGGGGCAUUACUGUAGUGUGCCUUAAUUGUGAUUUCCUAACUGAUGUUUCUGGUGUAGAUAAUAUGGCUACACAUUUAAGUGAAAGUGACACUCACACAUGCCAAAUUAUUAAAGAAAAUAUGCCUGUUUCUGUCUCAAAUUCUGAACAACUUCCAGAGUUAAAGAAUGAAAUAAUCACUAUGGAAAAAGAAGCUACACCUGAGAAAAAUUCAAGACCUAAUAUGUCUGAAGGAAAAACAGAAACAUCAACUUCUGAAAGCAAACAAGAAAAUGCUUCUUCAGAGGAAGCCAAAAAAGAAUGUGAUGUAAAUCCAUGUAAAGGCUCAUCAGCAAUAAAGAAUGAAGAAAGUACAGCAAUUUUAACUAUGAAAAAUGACCCCAACCUAGUAGCCCAGGAUAGGGGCUCAAGGAAUUCCUUCAGUUCUGUUUCAGAUAAUAAUGAUGUCAUAGAGGUGAUGGAAGAACAACAAAAAAACACUGAUAGCAAAACUGAAUUGAAGAUGUGCCAAAGUUCAGAGAAUGUAAUUUUAAAUGAUCAAACUAACAGCUCCAAUGAAGCUAAGCCUUUUUCACGGAAUACUAAAAAUUUGAAAUUGACAUCAAAUGAUGUUAGCUUUGAGCAGUUUUUGAGGAAAAGAGAUGAACCUGAAUCUAUUAGUUCUGAUGUUAGUGAGCAAGGCAGUAUUCAUUUGGAACCUUUGACGCCAUCUGAGGUGCUUGAGCAUGAAGCCACCGAAAUUCUUCAGAAAGGUAGCAUUGAAUCUUCAGCUGAGGAAGCUGGAGUAGUUUCUGAGCAAACAGAUGACAUUUCUAGAGAAAACAGUCCUAGUACAACAGAAACAACUGUAAAUCUGACAGAUGACAAGGAAGCAAGUUGAAAUGUAAUCAGACACUCAUUCUAAGUUUUCAUUAAAAAAAUAAUAACAAUAAUGGUAAAGAACAUCUUGGACCUUUCCUACUGGGUGUGCUCAGUGACACUUUUGGAAAUAGAAAAAAUGUAAGGAUAGGUUAUACAUACAUUGUAUGUGUGUGUUCAGCCUAUUACUAACGUAGUCAAUUUGCCAUUCAUAGCACAAUUAAACAUCUUAAAAAGAGGGUAUGUAUGUUUUGAUAAAGGUUAAAUUUGAAGUGGAAAAGGCUCUUUAUUUUUUUUCCAGAAAAGGGGUGACUUUUAAAGCAAGUAAUCAUAAAGAUUACUUAUGUAAAGUAAUCAUAAGAAAGAAAAACAUAAGGAUAUUAUUAAAACAUUUGAAUUCCCUAAAAUGAAAUCCUUUCACAUUCUUUUCCACCAUUCUUUAAAAUGUUUGGAGAAGUCUUUUAUGAAGGUAAUUGGUUAAAAAUGAUGGUUGAUGGGCGAGUCAGAAAAGGUUUUAUCUUGGAGUGUACUGCUAAUGUGGAGCAUGCUUACAGUGACGUAUUAAUCUAAUGACAGUUUGGAUAAAUGUAAAACUUCUUUGGAUUUAAUGUCACAUUCCUGUCUGUCAGAAGCAUGUAAACAGAAUUAUAUGAAUUUAUGCACCUCCAUACAGGUGUUAGCAUCCCAGGCUGUAAGCUUACCUUAAUUAAACUUUCAGUGAAAGUGAAAUUCUUAAAAUAUAUAUUUGUGUUUUUUGUCAGUGUGCAAGCUGUGCAUAAAUCCCUGACGUAUUAAUUGUAUAAAGUAGGAUUCAUUACUGGAAAUACUGUAGCUAUUACUGCCUUUACUGUUGUUUUAAUGAUUUUUGUUAGGAGUAAGUAGACCCAUAAAUGGUCUGUAAAGUCAAGCCAAAGUACAGUUUAAUGUAGAAACUGAAAAGCAGUGAACUGGAAACAUGUUCAGCCAUGUAUUCAGCCAUUUUAAAAACUACUUCUUUACAUUAAACAAAGACUUAAAGGGGACCUAAAGCAGAAAUGUAUAAAUCAAUUUCAGGAAUUUAGCCUAAUGUCUAUAAGAUGGCUGCUAAAAUGAUUUUUUGUUUGUUUUUACUGUCUUAGGAACUCAUAGAUGUAGGAAUGCAUAAUAUGAUUAACAGUAGUUUGCUUUGAAAUACUGACAAAACUUCAUUAAAAAUGCUGCAAUUUUACUCCUUUAGAAUGUGUUUUGAACUCUUAAAUUUUGUUUUAAUGAAUGUUGAAUGUUUUAAACAACUAUUAAACACUGCUGUACAUAUUAGUUUUUGAGUAAAUAUUUGCAACAAAAA